This is a messenger RNA of Triticum turgidum subsp. durum (durum wheat), 1257 nucleotides long. The record is from the annotation of a GenBank genome assembly. Lineage: Eukaryota; Viridiplantae; Streptophyta; Magnoliopsida; Poales; Poaceae.
AUGAAGAAAUUCAGAAUGCAUGAUAUCUUACGUGAAUUGGCACUUGAUUUAUGCCAGAAGGACUGUUUUGGUGUUACAUAUGAGGAUAAAUAUGGUGAGUCUCUUCAGAUGGAUGGACGUCGAUUGGUGUUGCACAAACUACAGAGGGAUAUUCAGCAGCCAAUUUCUAGUAUACACCGAUUUCGAACUGUCAUUACACUGGACGAUAGCAUGCCAUCAUUUACUCUACUACCUCUGCUGUGUAAUAAGUCAAGAUAUAUGGCAGUGCUAGAAUUAAGUGGUCUACCCAUAAAGAUGAUUCCAGAUGCUAUUGGAGAUCUUUUUAAUCUCCGCCAUUUGGGCUUGCGUAAUUCAGAAGUGAAGAUGCUCCCGAAGACUGUUGAGAAGCUUUAUAAUUUGUUGACACUCGACCUUCAUGGAUGUGACAUACAGGAGUUGCCUAGUGGGAUUGUGAAACUGAAGAAGCUUAGGCAUUUAUUUGUUGAGAAUUUCUUUUAUGUUGAUAGGAGAGAGAUUCAGUGUUGCACUGCUAUGCGUAUCCCUAAUGGUCUUGGAAAUCUAACACAUCUGCAAACACUACAAGCAUUGGAAGCACAGGAUGAGUCUGUUAGACAUUUAGGGGAACUGAGGCAACUGAGAAGCUUAAGGUUAUGGAAUGUGAAGGGAAUUUACUGUGGAAGAAUCAGCGAAUCUCUAAUUCGGAUGCAGUAUUUGUCGUACCUUGAUGUGAAUGCAUGUGAUGAGAACGAGGUUCUAUUGUUGAAUGCUCUCAUGCCGAAUCUGCAAAAGCUAUGUUUGACUGGACGAUUAGCAGAAGGGGCGUUAGACGAAUCUCCCCUCUUCCAAACUUUUGGGGGGCAGAACUUGUGUUCAUUGGCGCUAUCAUGGUCACACCUCAGAGAAGACCCCCUUCCAUCCCUUUCUCGUUUGUCAAACUUGACGCGUCUACAAUUCACCAGAGCAUACAACGGACAACAGUUGGCAUUUCUCACGGGGUGGUUUCCCAAGCUAAAGAUUCUCUCUCUAAGAGACCUGACUAAUCUGAGUCGGCUAGAGAUACAACAAGGUGCCAUGGCGAGCCUAGAAAAAUUAGCACUGGUCAACCUCAAUAGCAUGACGGAGGUCCCACCUGGCAUUGAGUUCCUCACGCCUCUCCGGUUUUUAGGCUUCCUUGAAAUCACUGGUGAUUUCUUGAUGUUGUUGCGCCAAUGUUCUGCAAUUCAAUGGACACAGUGGCAGUAUUCUCUCCGAGACUGA